Rhopalosiphum maidis (corn leaf aphid) is the source of this 2607-nucleotide messenger RNA. Its product is annotated as 40S ribosomal protein S3-like. Gene Ontology annotation, molecular function: RNA binding; structural constituent of ribosome. NCBI's taxonomy places the organism in Eukaryota, Metazoa, Arthropoda, Insecta, Hemiptera, Aphididae. Gene Ontology annotation, cellular component: cytosolic small ribosomal subunit; nucleus. The transcript has 7 exons. The coding region runs from base 1855 to 2607 and encodes 250 amino acids. The record is from RefSeq and is a predicted model, not a curated record. Gene Ontology annotation, biological process: positive regulation of apoptotic signaling pathway; translation.
UGCGUUACCGUUCGGUGUUCAUCAUUUGACAGUUGUACCUGUACAACUAGCUGUACCUGUACAACUAGCAGACAGCAGUUAUUAUUAUUUUAUAUUUAUCUCAUUGCGGACGGAAUUUCAACAGUUAACAUAUUUUGUCAUUGUAAAAUAACAGAAGAUUUAACUAAAGUGGAUAAUACAGGAAAAACCACCUAUGUUUGUGAUGAUCAUAUGAAUUAAAUUUAAAAAGAACGAGAUACGGUUAGACUCACGGUCUUAUAUCCAAUCGAAUUGUUGGAGCAAUUAAUAUAGAUGGGAAAUUGACGUUUAUCAUAAAAUGAAAUAAUUCAAUAGAUGGGAAAUUUAAUUUGAUAACUGCUAGAGAGAUACAUGAAAAGAGGCCUAACAUAGCAAUAGAAUACUUUCGAGCACGUGCAUUUCAUACGUCACCUAGUGGUGCAAAACAGACGUUGGGACUCGGAGAAAGCAGGGACGCGGCGUUUUCUAGGAUUUUUGGUGUGUCGACCAGCAGCUUGCGUUCGUGUCCAUUUUGCAGUCAACACUCGUUUCAAUUUUUUGUUUUAGACAAGCAGCAUGUCAAGACGCAAUGAUCAAUCAUCUUUAAAAGAUCAAGAUCAUAAAAAAAAUAAAGAGCAAGCGUUAGAUGGAAUCGGCUACAAUUAAAAAAAUUAAAAUAUGUAUAGUAAUCGAGACUUAAUAACUGACCAACUUAUAACCAAAUUAAACAACGGAGUAAAUAGCCGUUUAAUAUAAUCGCUAAGAUGAUAGUUUUAAAUAUUAUAUUAUAAUUUGAAAUUAUUACAUUAUGUUCCUCAAGCAAGUAACAAUAUCCCUCACUUACGCUCCGUAGAUAAGAAAAAGAAUAAAUACCGCUACUACUUAAAAAAAAUUUAAAAAUGUUUAUCUCUACAUCUUUCUUCCGAGGUUUAAGGUUCAUUUACAUUUUACAAGUCUUAGGACUUUUUUUAAAUUUCCAAUAAUACCUUGAAUUAAAAACCGUAAAAAUGCAUUUUUCAUGAUAUUUUACUUUCUCCGUUCAUACAAUUAUGGCUGAAUUUAUUGACGGCGAAGGGGUAGGAACGCGCAGUCCAUCUAUAUUAUGUCUAUGGGUCUAUGGUAAAAACCACGUACUACAAUAUAAUGGACUGACAUCGAAUAGGCUGGGGGAGUAGGAGAGACCGAGCAUAAAAUGUUAUGAAAAAUAAAAACCCAAUGAUUUCGACGCCAUUUACAUUUUUUAUUUUAGUAUAUAAAAGUGUAAAAAUUAUAUAGAGAGCGCUAAAGUCGUUCGGUUUUUGUAACCCCUGCACUCCUCGUUCGCGUAAUAUUUUUGGCUCACAGAUAUUGCACUCGAUGCCAGUCCAUUAUAUCUUAGUCCGUGGUCAAAACAGACUUUUACAUCGAAUGAUAACUGAUAACUGACAACUCACAAACAUGAUAGUCGACUUCAUCACAAUCAUCAAAUGUUUUUGUGACCGAUUUCUAGACCCCCGAUUACCAUACUUACCAACCGAGCUUCCGGUGAAACGAUUUGCAAUCAAUCACCUCGAAGACGGCUUCUACACACUUGAAUCGAGUUACAUUGGUAGCUAGUAAUCGUUAUAAAAUAACAUGUUGUAAGAUUACAGAAAGGGUUUUUAUGCAUAUGCCACGUUAUCAAUAUGUGUUUUAUUAAACUAUACUUUCUGUAACAGACUAGAAUUGUGUUGGUUACACUGUAACGUUGGCAUUUCGUCAAGGAAUUGUUUGGUCAACAUUCUUAAUGCCAUUUUGACAUUAGACUGUCUAGAAGAUUGUAGCGUGCCGUCAAAUUUUAUUUUGCCCUUGUCCUUAGGAAAUAAAUAGCAAGAAAAGAUGCCAGCUAAAAUAACUUGUGUUACAAAACGGUUUGUGUCGGAUGGUAUAUUACGUGCAGAACUCAACGAGUUCUUGACACGAGAACUUGCUGAAGAUGGUUAUUCUGGCGUUGAUGUCCAUGCUGCUCCAUCACGUACAGAAAUUAUUAUUUCUGCAACACAUGUCCAAAACGUAUUGGGUGAUAGGGGACGCCGUAUUCGUGAACUUACAUCUCUCAUCCAAAAGCGUUUUGACUUCAAAAAUAAGGAAGUUGAACUUUUUCUGGAGAAAGUAGCUCAACGUGGAUUGUGUGCUGUUACCCAAGCAGAACUUUUACGUUACAAAUUGAUUGGGGGUCUAACUGUCAGGAGUGCAUGCUUUAGUGUGUUGAGAUUCACCAUGGAAAGUGGAGCUAAAGGAUGCGAAGUCGUAGUGGCUGGUAAAAUAAAAGGUCAACGUGCCAAGUCGGUGAAAUUCGUUGAUGGACUUAUGAUUCACAGUGGUGACCCAUGCAAUGAUUAUGUCACUGUGGCUACUAAACACGUUUUGUUAAGACAAGGAGUUUUGGGUAUCAAGGUAAAAAUUAUGUUGCCAUGGGACCUAUCAGGUAAACUUGGCCCAAAGAAGCCUUUGCCAGAUAAUGUCACCCUGAAAGAACCCAAGGAAGAAAUUCUACCCAUAGCACUAACGAGUGAUAUUAAAUCUAAACCUGAAGUAGCAGUACCUACUGUUCCAGUUGUACCUGGAACAUUGGUUGAAAUGAUUGUAUAA